This is a messenger RNA of Triticum dicoccoides, 1011 nucleotides long. RefSeq names its product ribonuclease 1-like. Gene Ontology annotation, cellular component: extracellular region. NCBI's taxonomy places the organism in Eukaryota, Viridiplantae, Streptophyta, Magnoliopsida, Poales, Poaceae. The record is from RefSeq and is a predicted model, not a curated record. The transcript has 3 exons. Bases 187 to 873 code for a protein of 228 amino acids. Gene Ontology annotation, biological process: RNA catabolic process. Gene Ontology annotation, molecular function: ribonuclease T2 activity; RNA binding.
GGAAUAUGCCCGUGUCGUCCGCUCGCUCGCCGUCGACGCGGGCGGCAUCCACACCUGCCUAAACCUGCCUAUAAAUCGAGAUCCUUGUCGUCCCCAAGAACCAUCAAACCCACACAGACAGAUAGCUCUGCCUCUGCAACGACUACCAAAGAAAAUCGAUCGAUCCAAUCCAAAUCCAAGCAAGCCAUGAUGAGGUCCUGCCUCUCCCUCGCCCUCCUGCUCGCCCUGAGCGCCGCCGGGUGCGCCGCGGCGCAGGCGGCGGACUACGACUUCUUCUACCUCGUGCUGCAGUGGCCGGGGUCGUACUGCGACACGAAGCAGAGCUGCUGCUACCCGCGGUCCGGGAAGCCGGCGGCGGACUUCGGGAUCCACGGCCUCUGGCCCAACCGCGACGACGGAACCUACCCGCAGAACUGCAACCCCGCCAACGCCUUCGAUCCCUCCAAGGUGAGCGACCUCCUGAGCAGCCUGCGCACGGAGUGGCCGACGCUGGCGUGCCCGACGAGCGACGGGCUCCAGUUCUGGGCGCACGAGUGGGAGAAGCACGGCACCUGCGCGCAGAACCUCUUCAACGAGCACGGCUACUUCCAGACGGCGCUCCACCUCCGCGACCAGCUCCGCGUCCUCGACGCCCUCGCCUCCGCCGGCGUCUCCCCCGACGGCGGCUACUACACGCUGAGCGCCAUCAAGGGCGCCAUCCAGCAGGGGACCGGGUUCGAGCCCUUCGUGGAGUGCAACCGCGACGAGUCCGGCAACAACCAGCUCUACCAGCUCUACUUCUGCGUCGACGCCAACGCCUCCGGCUUCGUCGAGUGCCCCGUCCAGCCCGGCGGCAGGCCCUGCGGCAACAGGAUCGAGUUCCCCACCUUCUGAUGCGUCCAUUUCCCUUUUUCUUUCCCUAAUUCAUUCACUCCCUGCGUUAUUAUUUAGCGAAGUUCAAGGGCUCGUGAUGUUAAUGAAGACAAUGUAUAUCAUGAAAUUGUGUAAACAUGUGGAGGGAGCCGGUUGCUA